AUGGAUUUUUUACGUACAACCACAGUAGAAACAGCAGAGAAAAUUACACCAACAAAAGUAGUAUCAUCGAUGAGAACAAUGAGCACAGAAAAUGAUACCGCUCACAGAGAUUUUGAUCCACAUAUAAUUGAUGAUCAGUCCUCAACAUAUAACUCCAUUCCUUCAAAUUCUACGUCUGCAUCGUCUACAUCAUCCACAACGAUGUCACCUCAACUGCAAUUAGAAUUGCUGGAUAGCUUAGACGAGUUACCUACGGAUUUUUCAAUUAAAUCGGAUGAAUUUUCUCCAGCUCCAAGAACUACGCAGCAAAUGGAUACGAUUCAGUUGACCUCCGAUACAGAGCAACAGUUACACCAACAGGUGCUCCACCAUUUAGGAUUAAGCUUAGCUCUAGAAGACACUACUGAUUUGGUUUAUCCAAUAUACAAUGCAAUAAUGGCACAUGAGAGUGAUGAAACUAUGAAAAUUGGCGAAUGUGUAGGUACUGAUGUGCAAUUUUCGCAUGUCUCUUUAUCUUCGCCAAUUAACGCAAACUUUAGCAAUCCUGUCGGCGACGACGAUGAUAACGAUGCUGAUAAUUUAAUAAUGCGCUAUCUGAGCGGUUCAUUGGAUACUCCAGCAAUAUUUCUGCCCGACGUUCAAGUAUCAUCACCUUCAUCUAGUACUUGUCAAUCACAUAAUCAGGAACAAACACAGUCAUUGUCUAGAAGUGAAUUAUGUGAAACAAUGUUGUCACCUGCUCAAUUCCCGUUGAUGUCCCCAUUAUCCACGUCAUCUUUUAUAUCUCAUGAUUCAUUUGAAGACUCGCAGGUGCCUAUGAUAAUGCACCAGUUCCAUCAACAACCACAAGCCAUUCAAAAUUCAUCAAUUUUAGCUGCUGAGAGAAUAACUGCGUUUUCACCAACAAAUGUAGAUUUGAUGGACCCGGCCACUACAGAUACUUUCAUGAGCACAAAACCUACAAAUAAUAAGAACACUGAUAUUUGCUUAAGAUUGGAGUAUAAGUUUCAAAACCAGCAACUAGUCCAAGUACAGCCUCCUACCGUGGUAGCAAUGAAUGUUCUAACGCCAGUACUUGCAACUCCCUUAAUGUGUUAUGCUCAAAUGCCUAUAUCAACUAGCAUGCAUGUGAACAGAUCGGAAGUGGACAACGCUGAUCUCACAUUGUUGUCUUCGCCGUCGUCGACAUCGAUUGCUUCUGAUCUUUUAGAUCGUCAGCAACAUAACCCAACAGAUAAUAACUUGAAAGAAAGUUACGUGGAAGUAAAUAAUCAACCCGAUGAACUUUCAUUAUGUAUACGCCCCGGUGCCUUGCACAAACAGAAAGGAGAGCCAACUCAUGCGACAGUUACUACUUUCGAGAACUCGGACGAUGCGCUUGGUCGUUAUAAUUGUAACUAUGAAAACUGCAACCGCAGCUACAGCACUAUUGGAAAUCUACGUACGCAUCUAAAGACACACAAAGGUGAAUAUCGCUUCAAAUGCACUGAAGAUAGCUGUGGCAAAGCUUUUCUUACGUCUUACAGCUUAAAGAUUCAUAUUCGGGUGCAUACCAAAGUGAAACCUUAUGAAUGCGAAGUAACGGGAUGUGAAAAGGCUUUUAAUACGCGCUACAGAUUGCAAGCCCAUUUGAGGUUACAUAACGGUGAAACAUUCAAUUGUGAGAUAUGUCAAAAGUGCUUUACCACUUUGAGCGAUCUGAAAAAGCAUAUGCGCACCCAUACGCAAGAGCGGCCAUAUAAAUGUCCUGAAGAUACUUGUGGCAAAGCUUUUACAGCUUCGCAUCAUCUUAAAACGCACAUUCGCACACACACCGGCGAACGACCAUAUCCAUGUGAGGAGACUAGUUGUCAGAAGUCUUUCAGCACUUCCCAUAGCUUAAAAUCCCACAAGAAAACACACCAGAAACAACGCAAUAGGCGUCAAAGUAAUCCGCUCAACAAUAAAGAACGCCGCUUAAAGAUAAAAAAAGAGCGUAAGCCGUCGUUGUUAAUAGAGAAUGGCGAAGGAAAAAAAGUUAUCAAAGUGGAAAGUGAUAGCAGCGGCUACAAUGAGGAACACACAUCGAACGGUGAGGACGAAAGAGAAGAAAACUCAUGUAUAGGAAGUGUGACUGGUGAUGGCAGCCUACCAUCGCUUAACACUGACAGUUUCAUCAAGUCGGAGGCAGUUGAAUAUAACACCGCCAAUUUAUUUGCUGUGCAAAUGCCAGAAGUGAAGCACACAAUUCUACCUACUCUAGCGCCCAAACUUGAGUCAUUAUCUCUUCCAGAAACGUCGCAAGCGCUGCAAUUAGCAAUCGCCGCCGAAGAGGAAAUACCUGCGCCUUGGAUGAACGCAGGUGUUCUAAUUUCGAAACCAAUUAUACCGAUGGCGCCAGUAACCAACGCAUGUGUAGCACUACCCACUGAAGUGCCAAGCUUUGUGGAUUUACAACAAAGCUACGGCAAUUAUGGCAAAGCAGAAGUUGCAAUUAUGAGCAAUACUGAAUCAAUAUUAAACACUGGCAUGCCAACCUUACCCGAAUCUAGCGAUCCCUGCGAUUAUUUGGGUAUCAGUGAUCAUUGCACAUACAAAACAGCGGUUGAAGAUUUAUCGAACACACCCACAAACCAAAUGCAAACGAUGCCAGAGACACACAUGGAUAUCGAAUUUAAUAAUAUUGCAACAACGGUGGGAGCAAUAGGAGUAGGGGAGGCGAUUGCCGUAGAUCAGUCGAUAGAUAUGAUGCCAACACAGGAGAGUAUUGAAGAACUUUUGAAGGAUGAUAUGCAAUAUAAUAAUGACGCAGAAGAUAUGGAAACUGAAUCGCUACUGAAUGAAAUAUUGAUGACUAUCGAUAACAAUACACGUCUGCUGCAGGAGACAUUACAACAGGCAAAGGAAGUGCCGGAAGACGCAAUGGGUCUAAUUGAAGUUGAUUUGAGAAGCGACAAACCAACCUUAAAGCAAAUAACUGCAGAUGCUGGCAUAUGUGGUUGCACUAAUUGCAAAUGCGACCAAACACAAGAUUGCCAAGGUGGUUGCACUAAUGAGACGCCUUGUGGCAAAAAAGGAAAUGGUACACAUAAAUGCUGCCAACACCAUCAUAAACAUCAGCAACGCUCGCAAAACGUCCCAACUCAAAAAUUGGAAAUGGACACAAAUGCAAAACCAAAAAAUGUAUAUCGUGGUAAUGAUUGCUGUAGCAAUAAAAAAGAGCGCUCCGCAACGAAACGUGAAGCAGACAUCAAUCAAAAUAUUGAAGAUGUAGCCUUACUGUUACAGAACUUAGCUGCCAUGGGCGACGGUACUAGAAGCAGUUGUUGCGGUGGCGGUAAAAACACUGCGGGAGGUUGCGGUGCAUCUAAUAAGGUCAAAUCAACUAGUCAAAUAAGUUCAGCAGACGUUAAUGUCAGUAGUUGUUGCGCUAAUAAAUCGGCCGCAGUUCCUAAAGCGCCUACGGCCACAAACGCCGCCACAAGUGCACCACCACCAAAAUCACUUAAAAGUGCUUCUUGCACAUGCAAGAGUCCGGCUGAAGGUGUUGCUAAUGGCUGCUGCGUUAUCAUUUGCACCAAAACUCUGCAAGCUUUGCGUCGCGUAUUGACCCGAAAAAAUCUUAACUUGAUGGUGUGCCCGCAAAGCCAGAACUGCACUUCUACAAUGACAAAUAAAUAAAUGCAUUAUUACCAAAUUACUUAAUAUACGAUAAAUGGGCUAAACAUUUUUCAAAGAUUUAACAACCUACGCAAGUCUGAAAAAUAUUUGUUUUUUAAUCAAAAUUAUCUGGAUUAACCGCUUCAUUAUAACUUUAAUACUGUUUAACCAAGUAUGCAUAUUUUUACAAAACGUAAGUAAAUAAAAAAUACAAAAAUUAAAUUUAAUUCCUAAAAUUAAAAAAAAUAAUUGACUCAACUUUGUUAAGCCACAAAACUAAAAUUUCAAUUAGUAAUUAUUUUUUAAACUAAUCGCCUUUACAAAAUAAAUUUAUCGAUCUACACAUCCGCCAUUUUCCCUGGGAGUUACCCAUUUCACCCUUAAUCGAAGUGAGUACUCCGUAGUAUUCGAAAACAAUAUUGUUUUAAUAUUAGUUUGGGGAAAAAAUGCAUUAUUUUUGCGUAAAAAUUUUGGGCAAAUAGUUUAAAAUUGGUCGAUCUUUAGCUCCUGGGCGAUGCUACGACUAUUAAUAUGCCGAUUAUCUGCGAUUAUUUCUAUGAUUUUAAUAUUUUGUUUAACAUCAAAAAUGCCUGAACGGAAUCGAUGAAACCAAAAUUGCUGUUACAGUAUCAGCACCAUAAACACCAUUCACAAUUUCAGCGACCUGGCUAGCAUUUUCGCCUCGAAUUUUCUCUUUGUUGACUUCCAU
Molecule: messenger RNA, 4348 nt
Organism: Anastrepha obliqua
Lineage: Eukaryota; Metazoa; Arthropoda; Insecta; Diptera; Tephritidae
Gene: MTF-1
Exons: 5
Coding region: 1-3660 (1219 amino acids)
Biological process (GO): regulation of transcription by RNA polymerase II
Cellular component (GO): nucleus
Molecular function (GO): DNA-binding transcription factor activity, RNA polymerase II-specific; RNA polymerase II cis-regulatory region sequence-specific DNA binding
Source: RefSeq, a predicted model, not a curated record